Symbiodinium natans is the source of this 1836-nucleotide messenger RNA. The record is from the annotation of a GenBank genome assembly. NCBI's taxonomy places the organism in Eukaryota, Dinophyceae, Suessiales, Symbiodiniaceae.
AUGUCUGAACUGCCGUCCAAACGGCAGAAGCUCGAACACCGUUGGAUUUUGACGCAGGUCAGUGACUUGAGUGUGCCUGACGAUGUCAAGAAUGCCGCUGCAAAUGCCUACCAAGAGCUUGACGCGGAAGAUGUAAGAGGUGCUUCUUUUGAGGACCUAGCUGCCCUUUUGCAAACAGAGGAUGCGAAGGCCCGCGCUGCUGUCAUUUUGCGUUUGCGGAACAGGCUCCGCCCCACAAGUCAAACAGCAGAACCGGCUGGUUCAGCGACGGCGUUGCCGACACCCUCUUCCGAACGCAAGUUCGAUAUUCCCACGGUCGCGGAUGAAGACUUCAAGGAAGGCAAGCUGUUGAACGUUUCAGGCUUCACCCCUUUGCUGGCGAAGAACACGGAGGCAGACAAACCGAUAUUCCUUCGGGAGCACCUUCUUCAAGUGCACGAUGUAUCAGUGGCUACGUUGAAAGACAAUGGGGACAAAAUGUUGGUUUCGCUUGUCGGUUGUCCUGGAACAGGCAAGACGUGGUGCGGAUGGCUGGUGGCGAACACCCUCCAGUGCAAGCACAAUGUGCAAACACUGCACCUGACCAUCAGAGGCACUGAUGUCAUUGCCAUUUGGGCAGACGACGGGCAAUACCGGAAGAGGACCUACAAGAAGGUUGAUGUUUCGACGUCCAUGUUGUUGGAACAGGUCCUCGCUGACAGCAAGUGCAAAGUCUGCAUCAUUGACGUGGGCGACCUCUUCUCCCACGAAGUUAAGACGAUUUUCCGCGGAGCGCAUCGCAUCCUCGAGGACGACUCCAACGUCAUCAAGUUCAUGGGCUUGGUUUCUGGGCAUGGCGAGGAGGACAUCGUUGGCAAUCAGUUCAAUAUCCAACAGAAAGCUCACACUCUAGUUCUCUGGAGUUGGUCCGAGAAGGAGUUUGAAGCCUUCCACGACAAGUUCAACUCCUCCAAAGAGAAUAAGACGGGGCAUGAGCUGGACAAGAAUAUAUACAGAAUUUGUGGUGGUUCUGUUCGCGGCUGCUUUCAGCCGGAUGGUGCCCAGGCAGAGAUUUUCAGAACUGUUAAAAUGUUGAGUCAAGAUGAGAAGGACAACUUUCUCAUUGUCAACACCCGUCCUACCAGUAGUGCUGAACACAAGCAGCGCUCUCACUUACUUGCCUUCUUCCCAGCGAAAGAGGACUCCGAUUUCAAACAUGGCGUGGCUCAUGCGAAUCAAGUCCCAAGGUCCGACUACGUCAUUCAAUGCAUCAGAGCAGACACCCAAAGCAGUCCCAAGCGUGUGAAGGAGAUGUAUGCCAUGCUGUCCGAUUACAAUCCCGGUGCUGCGGGAACUGCUUUUGAGAUGCUGGUUCACUUCUUUUGGAAGCAUGUCGUUGAGACCGAGCUCGACGUGAAACUUACGCUGGAUUGGAGGCACGAUGACAAGCCAACACAGAGCAUCGAAGUCAAGGGUGGCGAGUUGCAAGGCUACAAUUCGCAAGCAAUCGAAGAAUACGAUAACGAAAAGAAGAUUGCGGCCGGUGGCUUGACAGGGUAUUUUACUCCGAAGGACUUCAAGUAUCCGGUGUUGGACAGUCUCCUCCGAUACAAGCAUGGUGACGCAGUCAUGGUUCUCGCAAUCCAGAUCAGUAUCGCCAAGACGCAUCAACAUGGAGAGCUAGUUCAAAACACGUUGCUGAAAGAGGAAGCCGAGGGGGAACCCAAGCCAAAGCUGGCGCUCUGGGAUUUCAAAGCAAAGGGCAAACAGUGCAAAUGGACACCGACCACCUCGGACCAUUGGGAUUUGAUGUAUGUGGAAAGCGAGGCGUUUACACAAUGGUUUGACCAAAUCUGA